This is a messenger RNA of Durusdinium trenchii, 975 nucleotides long. Lineage: Eukaryota; Dinophyceae; Suessiales; Symbiodiniaceae. The record is from the annotation of a GenBank genome assembly.
GCCUUGAUAGAGAGAGCCUAUGCUGCCUUGAACCAACGUGGGCUGUCCAUUAAUCUCCUGAAGAUGAUGGUGAAACGUGGUGGCGUCAACAUUGACAAGUUGCACAACAUCGGGAAUCCAUGGGAACCGUUGGAGAAAUACGAAGGUCCUGCUCUGCUGAUUCUAGCACCUGAUACGCCUGAGUUUCACAGUGCUGCUGAGAUCAAUGCUCAAUAUUGCACUCAAAUGGAGGUGGUCAACGGCAAAGGCAGCCACUACAACAUGAUGCAGGGCGAGCAAGCAGCGACACAGGCAGCAAUCGUACUCGAGUGGGCCAAGAGGUUGGGAGGAGUGGCCAAUGAGAUACUACCAUCCGCAGGAAUUGAGGCUGCAAAAAGCCAGAAGAUGCUGAUUAUGAGGCCUGGCAAAGCAGAGAGCGCCAAGAUCUACUUGAUACAUGGUCUUGACGGAGAUGCUAUGAGUGGCGGCAGCACCUUCACCAGCAUUGCGCAACGCUUGGCUCCAUGCAGGGUGGGUGCGCUGGUCUACGACCAGGAGGCUUUGGAAUGCAACUCCAUUCCUGAGCUUGCAGCUUGCUACAACCGACGGGUGGUUGAAGAUGCCAAGAGCCACAAUCCUGCUGGUGAAAGCCUCAUCAUUGUUGCAGGCUACUCCCAUGGUUGUGUCCUUGCUCAUCAGAUGGGGCAUCAGCUGCACAAGGCUGGCAUUUGGACCGCUGUGGUGAUGUUCGACUUGGAAGUAAUCUGGCCACCGCCUAGCAACGACUCACGCGUGGGCGGCUACGACUUCUUGGGUGGAGAGGCAGAGGCCACCUUGCUGAUUUCGCGUGCCUUCGGCAAGUUCGACUUUGCAAUCAAGGAGGCCAUCGAACUCACAGAGAUGAAAGCUCGCGGUCAAAGCAUUGAUGUGGACGCCUUGAUAGAGAGAGCCUAUGCUGCCUUGAACCAACGUGGGCUGUGGCCCAGACGCGUUUGA